UUUGCGUAUUUACUAUUUUGAAUUGCCACAUGGCGACAAAUUGGGGUGAUUGCUACUGUGACAAAAUAGUAAAGAUUUGUAUCCACUGAUGUGAUGAGUUGAUAAUUCCUGCUCUAGAUGAACUUUUAAAAUGGAAGUUUCGUUUUUAGAUGAAUUAGAAUGUUUAAAAGCAAGUUAUGACGCACGUGAAUUUACACAUUUUAUUUCAAGUCAAUGUCAUAUUUUAAAGUUUAAUCUACCAGAAGACAUUUGCUUGACUUUUGAAAUUCCUGAGCAGUAUCCACAAGUAAUACCUCAAAUCUCUUUAGCAUCAACAAAGUUAUUAAAAGCUGAAAGGAUUUCAAUCGAAAAAGAAAUAAGAGAUCAUGCUGAAGAAUUAAUUGGAUCUCCUAUGAUAAUGGAUUUAGUUAUCAAAUUUCGAGAAAUAUUUGAAAAACAUUUUAUCAAAUAUGAACUGUCUCAGGAUAAAGCUUUGGAAUGUGAAGAUGAUUAUACAGCUGUUAUAUUGAUUGAUCACAUCAGGCAGAGAAAUAGAUAUUUAAAAGCAUUACGCACUUGGGCAUCAGAAUUAAAUAUUGUUGGUAUUCUAAUAUUUUGUCAGAAAUGGAUUUUCUUAAUUAUCCAAGGUUCAAAAAAGAAUGUGAAAGAUUAUAUCAUUCAUCAUAGAACAAUUUGUAUUGAUGUAGAUUCCUCUGGAAAGCCAUGUAAAGAAAAAAUGUCUAAAAUACUAUUUGAAGGAGAUAGUCCAAAAAGCUUCUCAUCAUUUUUGGUAGAAGAAUUAUCAACUUUGAAGAAUCUAGAAGAAUAUUUAAAAUUCAAGAAUUUAGAAAUUAUUUAUCAAGAAGUACUAAAACCACUUAUAUUAAAAAGCUGAUGGUUACUUCUCAAUGUUUGAUAUGAAAAUUAUUCUCUUAGUUAUUUCUAUUUUUCACUGUGAUCGUGAAAUAAAGAAAAACCAAAAUAAUGUAGCAGUUGCAUUAUUCUUAUCUUCUCUUUUGGACGAUAGAUGGCGAUGCCUGAUUAGAUACACAUUCCAUAGUGCAUUGCGAGCGUAAUGAGAAUGAGAUGAUAUGCUGUUCUGUUAAGCUGCGCACUUGAAUGGCUUGUCUUGUUUUUGUUUAGUGUGUGAAUGCGAUUAUUAAAGAAAUAUUCCCGAAAACACAGUCUUGCUGCUUCCUGCACAGAUCAUAAUAAUCUACAUUCCAGCACAUUGGCGCCCAACAGAAAAGAAUUUCUGAUGAAACGAAAGUGAAGUCGUCCCGACGAUCACAAGAAAAUUUCCCUGCCACCACAUUGAGAAGCGUGUCAUCCUGACACAGAAUAAUUUUUCUCAUCUCUUGAAUGGUUCAUCAUAGUGUUCCAGGAAAAUGAUGAAGCGAAAGUAAAGUCGUCCGACGACUGCAAGAAAAUUUUCCCAUCCGCAGCAAAUUAUGAAACGUGUUGUCCUGACAUCCAGUCCUCAAAAUAAAUCAGCUUCUGCCAUCUUUGCGUCGUUGAUAUCCUAAGGAGUACUCCAUUAUUCAGUUUUAAAUCCUAAUCGUACGGGACGUCAAUCCCGUACAAUUAGGAUUUAAAACUAUUAUUGUGAAGAAAAAUUUUCUUUUAAGUGAGUGGCGCUGCUUGCCACCACGUGUGUAUAACUGUGACGUUGCUGCGUGACGUCAUUAUGUAUUUGUAAAUACAGUACACUCCCGAUUAUCCGCGGAAUUGGGUGACGCAGCCGCCGCGGAUAACAAAAAUCGCGGAUAAUCCGAAAAAAAGCUAAAAAUGGGUAUAGCAAAAAAGAAAACAGUCAUUCCAACUUUGAAAAAUCGUUUUAUGUACAAUAAAACGUAAAAUAAACAGCAGGAAAUGUUUAACUAACGCUUAAUAUUUUAGUAUAUCACUCAAAACUAACCUAAAAUGCAUUUUGUUAAUGAAAACAGAACAGUGCUUUGUACUUACGAGAGGCGUCAAGGAUACACAGAAAAAUUAAUACAUAUGUACUGUUUUAAUACUGUAAUGUAUUAUGCAAUUACAAAAGCAUAACUGUAAAACUGCACCUUUUUGAAAAAA
Molecule: messenger RNA, 2055 nt
Organism: Argiope bruennichi
Lineage: Eukaryota; Metazoa; Arthropoda; Arachnida; Araneae; Araneidae
Product: RWD domain-containing protein 3-like
Exons: 5
Coding region: 131-874 (247 amino acids)
Biological process (GO): positive regulation of hypoxia-inducible factor-1alpha signaling pathway; positive regulation of protein sumoylation
Molecular function (GO): protein binding
Source: RefSeq, a predicted model, not a curated record